Molecule: messenger RNA, 3703 nt
Organism: Anopheles merus
Lineage: Eukaryota; Metazoa; Arthropoda; Insecta; Diptera; Culicidae
Product: centrosomal protein of 162 kDa
Exons: 6
Coding region: 403-2901 (832 amino acids)
Biological process (GO): cilium assembly
Cellular component (GO): axonemal microtubule; centriole; centrosome
Source: RefSeq, a predicted model, not a curated record
GAGCAUUCAAGGUCGCGACAAGCUUGACAUUUGCCUGUUGGGUCCGAAUGUGCAAGAAAGGUAUUGUUGUGUCACCGAAACUCGCUGUCGUCUUGACGCCCAUCACCACUGCCCUUCCCCGUUGCACUCCACCUCCACCUUCCCACUCCCUUAUUAGUUGACGCUUGACACAAUACAAACACAAAACAAAAGAGCAAAGGUGGUGUGCAUCCACAACACCUUUCGGGCAAGCAAAACAAGGGUGGGGAGCGAAAACAACUAACGGUGUGCAGCUGUCGUCCGACGCACGCGGCGUGUUUGUUAUGUGAGAAACUGGGCAACCGCUUGGCAACGCCCCCCUGCUUGCCGCCCCGUAGUACCGUCGCCGCCCAGCCAGCACCGUACCCGCACCGCUGCGAAAACAUGUCCGCGCAGCUGAACGGUCUCGGCGGACGGUGGUCCGGAAGUAAGGCGCGAACGAAGCACGAGCCCGCGACGCAAUCAGCAGCACCGGGCGGCGACAGCGAGGAAUCCUCGCUGGACGAGUUUCUCGAGCACGAGCUGCUCUGCUGGCUGAACGAGGACAAACCGAUCGGGCAGGAGGUGGCCACGCUGCGGCCGGAACUGUACGGCGAGCUGCACCAGCUGCUCGGCGUCGCUACCGAGGCGGACAAUCGGUGCGUCGAGGAGAUACUGGCGGAAGCGGAACGGUUGAUGCUGCAGGACGGUGGGUCGGAGCUGCCAGUCGCUGCCGGCGACCAGUCACCGGUCGGGUGGGGCGAACUGCUGCUCCCGCCGCCACCAGCGCCACCGCCACCAAUGACGACGAAGUGGGAUGAGAACGGGCCGCCGUUCCAUCGGCCCCAGCGGAUCGCGAGUCCAGCUUGUGUGAAGGUGCUAGAAUUAACCGGAUCGGCCCAUUGCAAUGGCACUGGAGAGCGUAGACAGCAACCCGCGGAGCCGACCAAACUAUCCAAUAAUCGGAUACGGUCCCCGCCGGAGAACUCACCACCACCAACACCACCACCACCAGCACAACAACCAUCAACUCCUACCACGCCCACACAGCGGCGACACAUCGAUCAACCGACAGCAAUCAAAGCGAAGGUUAGGCUCGAGCGCAUCGAACCGACGCACCACUCGAAACAGACGGCAACGGAGUCGUCGCCGGUCGUGCCGUACCGUGCCCGGCACACGUGCGACCGCUCCACGCAACCGUCACCGGACGACGCGCCGGACGAUCGGUGCGCGAGCUGGGCCAAGGAGCGGCUGCUCGAGGGGCAAAUAACCGAGCUGCAGGAGCGCCUGAAGGAUACGGAGGAGCGGUACCACAGCCUGAAGCUCCAGUACGACACGCUGUCCCAGGUGCACCGGACGCUGCGCGAAAACUACGGCACGCUGCAGGAGGAAAGCGAAAAGCUGCAGUUCGACAUCCAGCACCUGACCAAGUGUGCCGACGUGUUGCGAUCCGAGCUGCAAUCCGCCCGCUGCGAUCGGGAUUCCGCCAUCGAGCUGCAGAAAAUACUGCAGUCCGAGCUGGACGAAUCCCGCCGGGAGCGCAAAAAGCUGCAGGACGGCGGCGAGAAGGACACGAAAACGAUACAGGACCUGCAGCGCCAGUGCCGCGAGAUGGAGCGGAUACUGAUGCGCAAAAAUCCCGACUCCAUAUCCGCCUUAAUCGUGGCCAGCAAAUCGCCGACGGGCAAGCCGGAACCGGACGGCUCGAACUCGACCACCUGCCGGCUGCUGGAGCAGCGGAUCGCCCAGCUCGAGGCGGACGCGCGGAAGCAGGACGCGAAGGCGCAAGGUAUACUGGCCGACGUGCAGGCCCGCUUUAACUCGGUGCAGGCAAAGUACGAAACGCACAUAGCCGAUCUCGAGAUGCAGGUGCUCAGCCUGCAGGAGAUCAACUCGAAGCUGAACGAGAAGAUCAUCCGCCAGAUGGAGGAGCUGGCCAGCAUCGGCAGCCAUGCCGGCACCGUCAACGGCAGCACCGCUAGCUUUACGCAAACAGACGCAGCAGUGGAGGGAGAGGAGGAGGAGGAGGAGGAGCCGAGAGACCGCAAGCGCGAGGCUGCCAAUGCUAAAGUACGCUCUAUUUUAGUGCAGACGGAUGUGACGGGAGAGGCGGCCACAGCGGCAACGGCAACGGUGGUGGUGCCGGCGGUGCGCCAACCGUCCGCCAAGCGGGCCCAGGCCCAGGGCAAGGAGGACGCCCAUCUGCUCGCCACCAUACGCGGCAUGCGGGUCGAUCUGGCCAUCAAGGAGAAGGCGGUCCAGCGGCUGACGCGCGAGGUCGAGGAGUGCAAGAAGACGAUCAAGAAGCUGCAGAAAAAGAAGGAACCCGGACCGGUCGGCGCGGGCAAUGGCGGCGGUGGCGGCGGUGGCGGCGGCCGGGGCGCCGACAGUAGUGGCCGGUCGCCGGUGAAGGUGCGCAGCAAGCCGGAGAGCGGUGGCGAGUGCGGUGCCGGUCCCGAGCCCGGUGCGCUCCGCGAUGCGCAGUCCAAGGUGAAGCUGCUCGAGCUGGACUACAAGGCGCUGCAGGAGAAGCGGCUACAGGACCUGAAAACGCUACAGGCCGCACACGAGAAGGAGCUGGCGUCCUGCCACGAAUCGAUACGCUUUCUGCAGCAGCGGCUGGCGGAAAGCGAGGAGGAGCUGCUGCUGCAGCGGAAGGACAGCAAGCACCGGCCGAACCACGGCACCGAUUACUACGGACUGAAGGCAAAGCGAAUGCGCCCACUGAAGCGGGCUGUUGCGCCGCGGGUCGGGAGGCUAGCGACCGCACGGUACGGUUGGCACCCGGCCGGCCGUACCAACACGUCCGGCAGAUCGGCAGCAGCGCUGGUGCAUCUGCUUGCGAAUGAGUUUCACUGCACGAAAUCGAAACUGUUGCUAGGCGACGACGGGCACAGACAAUAAGAGAAGCUUGUACCGAGAGCAAAAAAAAACAAGCAAAAUACGAAAAUUAACGAAAAAUACGAAAUUGUAGGGAACAGAUAGACACAUGUCACAGAGAGGGAGAGAGCGAAUGCAAGAAAUGUUCCUGCCAAAUUCAACAACCGUACCCAAAGAAAUUGUUAGUAUGUUUAAGCGACGGACACGUCCAAUUUGCAAAUGUCCCACACAAGCCGUGAUAGUUUAACAAUCCACCAGUGUGCAUAGUUUAGUUUAAAGUACUAAUAUUCGUAAUGAACAAAACUCAGUUGUUGAGUUAACUGCGGCUGUGCUGAGUUGCUUGACUUUUUUUUUAACCUGAAUUAUGUUUAUCCAUUCCUCUAACUGCCCCGCAUUUACGAAGAAUUGGCGAACAGUUAUUUAUUUAAGUCGCUAACUCAUCGCACAGCCACGCAGUCGGGCAGAGGAAAUUGAUCUCCCAGUAGGUGAUUGACAACAACCAGUGCUGUAAAAUGUCAUGAGCAUCACGAGAAGUUCACCAACGAAAACAUUGAACAUAUCCGUGAUAGCUUGAUACUCAUUGCUGAUACUCAAUGAAUGGGCGUCAUGACAUGCCGAAAACGACAUGCAAGUGCUUGAGUCAAACGCGAAACUCUGCCUCACAAGCUGAGCUUAAUGCCGACACAAGCAUAAUCAUGACUUUUUCUGACUGUGAAAAGCCAAAUGCAACUGCUUCGGUCACCAACAGGCAUGACUGAAACGAAGCUCAAAUCACUUCACGUACACAACUGAGAUGAUCAGAGGUGAGACUCAAACAGUUGGUGGA